Molecule: messenger RNA, 693 nt
Organism: Triticum urartu
Lineage: Eukaryota; Viridiplantae; Streptophyta; Magnoliopsida; Poales; Poaceae
Product: kish-A-like protein
Source: RefSeq, a predicted model, not a curated record
AUUGUUGGGCUAUGGCCACCCCAACCCCAACUGACUCGUUUGCAGCGCUAGCUCUACACGCACUAGGCUGCGGCCAACCCAAACCCCAACCCCAACGCCAAGCCAGUAGAUCCAGACUCCUGUCUUGCAGUCGCAGCUCGGUAAGGAGGAGGCCAGCGCCAUGUCGGCGCUGUUCAACUUCAACUCCUUCCUCAUAGUGGUGCUGCUGGUGAUCUGCACCUGCACCUACAUCAAGAUGCAGUUCCCUGCCAUCCUCAACGAUCGCACCGGGUUCCGUGGUUUCUUUUGGAAAGCAGCCAGAAUAGGUGAGCGGUUGAGCCCUUGGGUAGCAUUUGGGUGCUUCGCAAUGGGGGUAUCCACCAUCUUCUUCUGAAGGCCUGGGCAAUCAUGGCCAUGAUUUGAAUCUAGGUUGCCAGAGUUAAAUAUAGGAAGGAUCAUGUCACACUGUAUUUCUGUUCAUGCCUCCAGAGAAGCCUUCUGCUUCAGUUACUGUCGUGGCGAAAGCGGCAUCUUAAUACCGAGCAUGCAGGUUAGAUGAAUGCACUCGGGUCGGUGCACUUGCCGAUAAGACAGAGAUGAUACUGUGUUUGCAAAUGCUAGGUGCAAGAAGUUAACAACGAAACGAUGGAGGAUUAUGUAUGUUGUGUAGAAUGUUGUUUGGAUCCUGCAAAACCAAAUGUGGAUUUCUCGUUA